Molecule: messenger RNA, 1709 nt
Organism: Prunus avium (sweet cherry)
Lineage: Eukaryota; Viridiplantae; Streptophyta; Magnoliopsida; Rosales; Rosaceae
Gene: BTR1L
Product: binding to TOMV RNA 1L (long form)
Molecular function (GO): RNA binding
Source: RefSeq, a predicted model, not a curated record
CGGUUCUGACGGCCAAAACAAAACAAAGAGAGAGAGAGGGAGAGAGAAAGAGAGAGAGAGGAGAGAGAUAGAGAGAUGGAUAGGUAGGUGGGUAGCAGGCAGAGACUAGAAGAGGUUUUCUCCCCAGCUCACAGCGAAAACCAAACCCUCAAAAUCACAUUUUGCUCUCUUUCUCGAUAAUUUCAUCGAACACCUCCUUCAAAGUUCAAACUCCAUUCCAAUUCUGCGAAUGCUCUAGAGCCUUCUCUCACGUUCCGUCUCUGAAAGAAGAAGCCAAGGAAGACAAUGGAGUCCACUGAGUCCUCCUACGUGUCGUCACCGGAGGCCCCGCGGAGGCGCUCAUCCCCGCAGCCCAAAUCACCAGCUUCAGAUACUAUGGAGAAGCCCACAUAUGUUAGGUUUCUGGUAUCAAAUGCUGCAGCUGGUUCUGUAAUUGGAAAGGGUGGUGCAACAAUCACUGAUUUUCAAUCACAAUCUGGAGCACGAAUUCAGUUGUCACGCAAUCAUGAAUUUUUCCCCGGAACAACCGAUAGGAUUAUUAUGGUUUCUGGAUCAAUUAAUGAAAUACUGAAGGCUGUGGACCUUGUUCUUGCUAAGUUACUGAGUGAGCUUUAUUCUGAAGAAACUGAUGAUGUUGAACCAAGAACAAAGCUGAGAUUAGUUGUUCCAAAUAGUUCUUGUGGUGGCAUAAUUGGGAAGGGAGGGUCUACUAUAAAGUCAUUUAUUGAAGGGUCACAAGCUGGAAUUAAAAUAUCCCCUCAAGACAAUAAUUAUUUUGGGUUGAAUGACCGGCUGGUGACAGUAACAGGAAAUCUGGAUGAACAGAUGCGGGCAGUUGAUUUAAUUGUUUCUAAGCUAUCUGAAGACCCCCAUUACACUCAGUCUAUGAAUGCCCCAUUUUCUUAUCCAGGUGUUUUCUUCUCGGGUUUUCAUGGUAUUCCAUAUACAUAUGUGCUUCCUUCUGUUGCCACAGCAGCGUACAAUGCAAUGAGCUAUGGACCACCAAAUGGGACCGGAGGAAAGUUUCAGAAUAACAAGGAGGAUCGAAGUAACUCGGUCACUAUUGGCGUUGCAGAUAGUCAUAUCGGGUUGGUUGUUGGCCGUGGUGGAAGGACCAUAAUGGAGAUCAGUCAGGCAAGUGGGGCCAGGAUAAAGAUAUCUGAUAGGGGUGACUUCAUGUCUGGAACUACUGAUAGGAAGGUGACAAUAACUGGGUCACAGAGGGCGAUCCGUGCUGCUGAGUCUAUGAUACUGCAGAAGGUGUCCUAUGCUUCCGAAAGGGCGAUGGAAUAGCUUUCCAACUAUCUCAACUCAUUCUCUUCGAGAAUCUCUUGGUGGACCUGUCUGAAUUUUUCUUAAACAUUUUCUGAUAUUUAAGUGCGUCCACUUAUGUUCUCAUGGGAUGAUAAUUUGGUUGAGAAAAAUCUGAAAGCUGUAGUAGGAAGCAAGAACGGGAAACAAACUUCUUUUUGUCAGAAGAGCAACUUAUAGGGGGCCUAUCUGAGACGACCUAUAAUAUUUCAGAAAGGAAAAUGUUGGAGAAAGUCAUUAUUUAUUGACCAAAUAGAAUGAUUAGCAAUUAUUUCUUAAUUUUAUACAAUUGUAACUUCUGAAUUUGUAGGUGUUGUCUGAAUAUACCUUUGUUAGAUAUUGUCGUUCAAAUCAUCAAGUUCUUAUAAUGAAACAUUUUUUCCCUGUUGGCUAUUGAA